Molecule: messenger RNA, 1095 nt
Organism: Paramecium pentaurelia
Lineage: Eukaryota; Ciliophora; Oligohymenophorea; Peniculida; Parameciidae
Source: the annotation of a GenBank genome assembly
AUGAGAAUUAUCCUAUGUUUACUAGUCAUGUUGACUGUAGCAAGUGCUACUAAAAAAUUCAAUUUAGAUUAUUCUAAAAAAAGAUCUAUAACAGCUGUUUUGGCUGAAGUAGAAGCUAAAUUGAAAAACAAAUCACCACUUGAAGCAAUUUUAAAUAUUUUAAGAGAUUUCAGAGAUGCAGUCAACACAGAAUAAGUUUAACAUGAUGAAAUCUACAAUGUUCAAUAAGUUGAAUGUUCUUCUGAAAAUGAAUUUAGAAGUGCUGAAGUCUAAGAUGCUAGUAAUGUCCUUAGAGACUCAACAGCUGCAUUAAAUGUUGCUUAAACAUCUAAAAUUAGAGCUACAAAUCAAUAAGAAGUCAAUCAAUAAUAAUAUUUCUCAGCUUAAGAACACUUAGCCUCAGUUUAUAAUUCUGCUGAAGGGGAAGCUGGUUAUUUCAAGAAAAGAGGAAGAGAUUAUGAAGAUGCUCUACAUGCUAUUGAUGAAGCUUCAGACAUUUUGGCUUCUAUUAAUAGUGGAUCAGGAUCAUUUGUUGAAAUAAGUAGAGUUGCUAAAAACAUGCUCCAGUCUUCUUUCAACAUAAGAGAAACAACCAGAUUUGCCCCAAUCUUCUUUGCUUUUUCUUAAUUAGCUACCGCAGAGGGAUAACUUGAUGAAUCAGCUCUUGAAAGAGUUGCAUAACUUUUAGAAUCUUUAAGAGCUAAUAUCUAAGAAGCUUACAAUGACUUUGCUGAAUCAAAUGCUGUGACAAUUGCUGCCUUCAAUGAUCAAAAAGAAAGAUUAGGACAAAUUAUUGAUAGACUUGAAGCUUAGAAUGAAAGACUAUAAAAUAAAUUAGAUAACUUAAACUAAUAAAUUGGAUCUUAAUCAGCCAUAGCCUAAAGAGCUUCAGGAAAACUAUAAAGAAAUUAAUAACUUUGGGAUUAUGCCUAGUCUUUAUGUUCAACAUUUACCAAUGAAUAUAAUUAUGCUACUUAAGCUAGAAGAAAUGAAAUUUAAUUAGUUGGUUAAUUAGAAGAACUUGUUGAAUCCAGAUUUAACUAAGUCAAUGAUGAAAGUCAUGAAAGAAACUAAAGACUAUCUAGUCAUGCUUGA